Molecule: messenger RNA, 1658 nt
Organism: Mya arenaria
Lineage: Eukaryota; Metazoa; Mollusca; Bivalvia; Myida; Myidae
Exons: 10
Coding region: 280-1530 (416 amino acids)
Source: RefSeq, a predicted model, not a curated record
UAACAUUGUCUGUUGGUAAGGAAAUUAAUGAAGGGCAUCCAGUAUAAAGGUUCUUGGCGCGGGUCGUAACAGCUUGUUUUUUUGUGGCGCAUUCACAUGUAAGGGUGUGUGAUAAUUGUACACUAAUCACGGCAAUAUUACUCAGUACAGGUCAAUCUUCAUGGAAUAAAAAUAUAAUAUUUCAUUAACUUUCUCGGCUGCUGAUCUUGCUGUUGUUUUACUUCGUGGAUAAGAAGAUAAUUAUUUUGACACAAAGUUAUAUCGUUCCUAACGAGAAAAAUGUAUCCCCGAUUUCCGGUACUCACCGCCUUCACUCUGCUGGGUCUCUUUUCCGUCGCUGUCCAGGCAUUUGAAAAGCGAUGUUUCUCGGAUCCCGACGAUCUAGCAGAAGUGGUUACAAUAGAAAUACGCCAAGUGAACACCGCCGAUGUAUCUGAAUCCUUGGUGGUAAUUGACCCCAACAACGUAGCCACGCCCUGUUAUAGCUCAGUGGUGACCCUCGAUGGCGUCGGAGAUGUAAACGUGCUGAUAAUCAAAUAUGACUACGUUAACGACGUUCAGACCUUACCAGUGACUGAUGAUUGUAGCGUACAGUAUGAUUCCGGAUUGAACAAACUUGUAGCUAAAAUAGUUGACCAAAAGGACAUCGGAUUCAUCCAGAUAUCAGAUGACUUCUAUAAUGUUGAAUGUGACCUCGCCUCGUUAAGCCCCACUUUUCAGACAUUGGCUGCAGUUAAUGUCGACAAUAUGAAUACUCCAAAUGAUGCUGUAACUCGCACAAAUAGUUUCGCGUUUGAGUUGGUCGACGGCACAACGGACCAAGUAGUCGAUACCUCUACUGCCUCACUUGAACUUGGAGGGGAGUACUAUUUAAGAGCAAUAUAUACACCCCCAGCAGGACUGGUUGAGGGCGAAUGGCCAAAGGGCAUGUACAACACUCUACUCAAAGUUUCUCCAGAUUUCACUGCCGAAACGCCCUUGGAACAAACUCUGGUGGAUGAGGUUGGGUGUCUUGCACAACCAGCGGGACCUUUUCAAUUGACUUCUACAUGGGCGUAUAAUGCUGCACUGAGCGUCGAUAAAUACGUUUUCGAAACAGGAACAUUCAGAGUCGCCUUAUUCCGCUCAUCUGACGUACUGUCCUUCCGGGGAUUCUUUAAACUUGCAUGUUACGUACUAUCGGAAGAGAAAUGUUUUGAUCAGACUGCCUACUGUGCCUCUUUAAACCGGAAACGUCGUGCAGUAGACGUCAUAGAUGAGCGCCAGGUAAACGGUACCUACGAUCUCAAUGUCAGAGUGGCACUAACUGGCAGCAAAGACGGACAAGGACAAAAUACACCGAAUGACAACCGAGAACAGACCUGUUUCAACGAUAAGUUCUGGAUUCUUUCUAUCGUUCUCGGUGCCAUGUUGGUCCUGGUUGUCAUAGUAACCCUGUACGUGUUCUACCGGCUACGAAGAGAGCAGAUUAGAAACGAUAAGAAGGAGAGAGCUUGGUCACAAAGUGGCGUCACAAAUCCAUCGUUCUAGAAAGAAAACGUUAAUACGUUCAAUGAAGCUGACAGUGAUGAUUUUUUUGUAUUUAUCCCCUAUUUAUCUAUAACAAAACAAAGUCCUUUGGCAUGCGUGUUUCCCCUAUGACCUUAAGGAAACAAGGG